UGUGAUAUCAAAGAUUGCUUCCAUAAGCACUUUUUCACUUGCAAGAAAUUUCAGAAAAUAUACAUAAGAGAAAGCGUUGCAACGGUGAUCCUUACUGGAAAAAUGAGUGAACAGAAUUUAAACACUAUCUUAAAUCGUUUUACUGCUAAUAUUGUUCAGCUUCGUCAACAAAGGAAAAUAGAAGCCCUAAACUGUUGGGAGCCUAUCGUGAAAGAAAUCUUAGAAUAUGUGAAAACGAAUGAUGACCGAUUCAGUGCUCUUCAAAUCUUACCCACAGGAAGCUAUUAUGAAAGGGCCAAAGUAAAAGAGCCCGAUGAAUUCGACCUGAUGUUAAUCAUGGAUAAUUUAGAACUGGAUGACGCACCAUUUGAAGAAGACGAUGGCUUCAGCGAGCCACCAAUCGGAUUUACCACUGUAAUGAUUGACGAGGGCGAAGAAUGGCUUUGGAAGAGAGACAGCUGUGUGAACCAUAGAGGAAUGCUGAAUGCCUCACAGGUUAAAGCAGUUUUUAAAAGGCUUGUGGAUAAAGCCAUCAGGGAAAAAAAGCAUUUAAGGAAUGUUGCUGUUAAGUCUGAAGGCCCAGCAGUGACCUUGAAAAUAACUAGCACAAAUAGAAUAGAAUAUUCUAUUGAUUUGACACUUGCCAUCAAGGAGAAAACCUGGCCAGAAGAAGCUGAAGAAUGGAAAACAAGGCCCAGAACUGGUUGGCCCAAUAACAAUCUUGUGAGAGAAAUUUGCAGAGAGGGAUGUCAUCUGGUAGGUAAGCAACCAAAGGGUCACAACAUUGCUUACAAAGAGAAAGGAUUCCUGUGGCGUUAUUCCUUCUCAGCGGCUGAAAAGAGGCUAUUCCUUCAAGGAGGGCAACAUGAAGCCAACUCUUGCCGAAAGAAAGUUCUCCGAAUAGUGAAGGCUCUUCGAGAAGAACUUAACCUGAAGCCAUUGAAGUCAUAUCAUCUAAAAACACUCUUACUCUAUGAGUGCGAGUCCCACCCUAAUGCCUCAGAGUGGAGAGAUACCUUGGAUGUUCGAUUCAUGGGCCUCCUUAAGAGGUUGGAAAAGUGUCUACGCUCAAAGAGUUGUGCCCAUUAUUUUAUUGAAGGUUUAAAUUUGUUUGAAUCAUUCAACCACCAAGAAUGCCAGGAAUUGGCUAAUAGAGUGAGGGAAAUUAUAAGCAAACCAGUGCAAGUGCUAACCAAACUCCUUGGGAAAUACCAAAUGGCAUGAAAUGAAACUAAACAAGCUACACUCAUUGACUGCUUGUCUAAAACAUUUUCAUAAUGGGUCAAUUUAGAAUCAUUAUGUGCGAUCACCUUAUGUACAACUGCACCACUGAUUAUUGUUGGUUCAAAACAAAAAAACAAUGAUAACUUCUUUAAGGAUAGAUAGUCCUAGACACAUCUUGCAGCAAGUUUUUUAACACUGCUACAUAUUCUAUCAACAAAGAUUUGAAUUAAUUAAAGUUGCAUAAUAUUUAAUAUA
Pocillopora damicornis (cauliflower coral) is the source of this 1479-nucleotide messenger RNA. Its product is annotated as cyclic GMP-AMP synthase-like receptor 1. Lineage: Eukaryota; Metazoa; Cnidaria; Anthozoa; Scleractinia; Pocilloporidae. The record is from RefSeq and is a predicted model, not a curated record.